UUCCACUGGCAUUCAAUCAAUGCAGACGUGAAUAGUAGAGCUCGAAGGAAACAGAUCUGGUGCCAAGUGUUAAGUGUCUCAAUUUGUACAUAGGAAACGAUCGACAAGCCAGUUGGAGUGCACUGAUCGAUCACACGCACACAAAUACACACACGAUUCAAGAAGAAAUCAAUAUAAAAAUAAAUAAAAAACUGACUAUGGCUGAAAGUGAAUGUGGAAAUGUUUGUGAUGCUCAGUCAUGUUGCAGCCGGGAGCGAGAAGUCGUCGCCAGCAGUGCAGCCGUAAAAGUAUUUCCCAAUAAGAUCUACAAAUCGGAGCAGCCCAAGGGAGACCAUGUGACGGGCAUGACCUGCGAAUGUGGAGUGUUUGGUGCCAUUGCCUGCGGCGAAUAUCCUACACAGCUGGACAUUGCACAGAUGAUCUGCCUGGGCCUGGUGGCGCUGCAGCAUCGCGGCCAGGAGUCGGCGGGCAUUGUCACCAGCAUGGGCAAGAGCUCCAAGAACUUCAACGUGCACAAGGGCAUGGGCAUGAUCAACAACAUCUUCAAUGACGAGGCCAUACGCAAGCUGAAGGGCAACUUGGGCAUCGGGCACACCCGCUACUCCACUGCCGCUGCCUCCGAGGUGGUCAACUGCCAGCCCUUCGUGGUGCACACGGCACACGGCGCCCUGGCCAUUGCCCACAAUGGGGAGCUGGUCAACUGCGAGUCGCUGCGCCGCGAGGUGCUCGAGCGGGGCGUGGGCCUCUCGACGCACAGCGACAGCGAGCUGAUCGCCCAGUCGCUGUGCUGUGCGCCGGAGGAUGUGUCCGAGCACGAUGGGCCCAAUUGGCCGGCGCGCAUACGCCACUUCAUGACGCUGGCGCCGCUCUCCUACUCCCUGGUGGUCAUGCACAAGGAGAAGAUAUACGCCGUGCGAGACUCGUAUGGCAAUCGGCCGCUCUGCCUGGGCAAGAUCGUGGCCUUCGAUGCGGGCCACGCCAACAUUGAGGAUCAGCUGGCCGAGGGCUGGGUGGUCAGUAGCGAGAGCUGCGGCUUCCUCUCCAUCGGCGCUCGCUACGUGCGCGAGGUGGAGCCGGGCGAGAUCAUCGAGCUGUCGCGCAAUGGCUAUCGCACCGUGGACAUUGUGGAGCGGCCGGACUACAAGCGCAUGGCCUUCUGCAUCUUCGAGUACGUCUACUUCGCGCGCAGCGACUCCAUGUUCGAGGGCCAGAUGGUCUACUCGGCGCGGCUGCAGUGCGGCCGGCAGCUGGCGCGCGAAUCGCCGCUGGACGCGGAUCUGGUCAGCUCGGUGCCGGAGUCGGGCACGGCGGCGGCGCACGGCUACGCCCGUGAGUCGGGCCUACCCUUUGGCGAGGUGCUCUGCAAGAAUCGGUAUGUGGGACGCACCUUCAUUCAGCCCUCGAAUCGCCUGCGCCAGCUGGGCGUGGCCAAGAAGUUCGGCGCCCUCGCCCAAAACGUGGAGGGCAAGCGCAUCGUCCUGAUCGACGACUCCAUUGUGCGCGGCAACACGAUUGGCCCCAUCAUCAAGCUGCUGCGCGACGCCGGCGCCAUCGAGGUGCACAUUCGCAUCGCCAGCCCCCCGCUGCAGUACCCCUGCUACAUGGGCAUCAACAUACCCACGCGCGAGGAGCUCAUUGCCAACAAGCUGAACGCCACGCAGCUGGCGAACCACGUGGGCGCCGACAGCCUGGCCUACCUCAGCGUCGAAGGCCUGAUCAAGGCGGUGCAGAUGAACAAGUCGCACGUGAAUCCCCUCAAGUCGGGCUACUGCACGGCCUGCCUCACGGGCGAGUAUCCCGGCGGCCUGCCCGAGGAGCUCAGCUGGUAGCGCGCCACCUGGCCCUGCCCUAGUUAUUUAGCCUUAGCUUAGCGCCUAGCUCAUCAUCAACUCAACGCAAUGCUCAUCACGACGGCAGCUCUACGAGCACCGUUCACACAGUUACAAUUUCUUAUGCCUAGGUUAAAGCAUUGAUGUAAUCCAAUCUAUCGCUUGUAACAAAUUUAAAUUAUCUCAUUAAGCUAGAAAUGUUGC
Molecule: messenger RNA, 2033 nt
Organism: Drosophila navojoa
Lineage: Eukaryota; Metazoa; Arthropoda; Insecta; Diptera; Drosophilidae
Gene: Prat2
Product: Phosphoribosylamidotransferase 2
Biological process (GO): purine nucleobase biosynthetic process
Molecular function (GO): amidophosphoribosyltransferase activity
Source: RefSeq, a predicted model, not a curated record